GAUGGCGGAGGCCGGGGAGCCAGAAGCCGAACGGGAAGCGGAAAUCCCCGGCUGGAGUGAUUCCCAGUUCCGCUCUUACUCUUUCCCCACCCGUCCUAUCCCCAGGCUCCAGCACGGGGAUCCCCAGGCGGAGGCGCUUCUACAGCGGGAGCCACCAAUCAGCAGCUACUGAGAACCUGUGGUUCUCACAGAUACAAGUUUGGUGUGCACAGCUCUGAAGUGGGACUUGGAUUACAUGCAAGAAAACAUCGGUAAUGGGGACUUUUCUGUGUAUAGUGCCAACGGCCAUAAGUUUCUGUAUUACGAUGAGAAGAAAAUGGUAAACUUUAAGUCCUUUAAGCCUAAGUCAACAAGAGAGGAGAUGAAGUUUACUGAGUUUGUGGAGAAGCUUCGUGAGAUCCAACAGAAAGGAGGAGACGAUAGGUUAUACUUACAGCAGACCCUGAAUGACACCGUGGGACGAAAAAUAGUUGUAGACUUCUUGGGCUUUAACUGGAACUGGAUCAAUAAGCAACAAGCAAAGCAUGGCUGGGGCCAGCUGACAUCAAACUUACUGCUGAUUGGCAUGGAAGGUAACGUGACUCCGGCGCACUAUGAUGAGCAGCAGAACUUUUUUGCCCAGAUUAAAGGUUAUAAGCGCUGUAUCCUGUUUCCUCCUGACCAGUUUGAGAACCUCUAUCCAUACCCUGUGCAACAUCCUUGUGAUCGACAGAGCCAGGUGGACUUUGAGAAUCCUGAUUUAGAGAAGUUUCCAAACUUUAGAAAUGUGGUUGGUUACGAGACUGUGGUGGGACCUGGGGACGUUCUUUAUAUCCCUAUGUACUGGUGGCAUCAUAUUGAGUCACUAAUUGAUGGAGGAACUACAAUUACUGUAAAUUUCUGGUACAAGGGGGCUCCAACGCCUAAAAAAAUAGAAUACCCACUAAAGGCGCAUCAGAAGGUGGCGAUAAUGAGGAAUAUUGAGAAGAUGCUCGGGGAAGCUCUAGGGAACCCACAGGAGGUCGGCCCUUUGUUAAAUACAAUGAUCAAAGGUCGCUACAACUAAUUGGGCUAUGAACAAGAAAUAAUUAUGUUGCCUGAUGGAAGCUGCAACUUUCACUGCUGCUUCAGUUGUGAUUUCUUGGCCUUACGAUGAUGUAUACUGAGAGAUGGAAGCAGUUAUCAGAUUCGCCGGCCCUGACGCACUCCGUUUACACUUCACUGCUGUUUUCUGUUCCCCGUGGAUAUGUACAUUGCAAUAUAACGCCUGCUGCUUUGCCUUGUUCCCCAGACAACUGGAUGGAGUGUCACGCUUCUCUUGUCGCCUUGUGUGCACAUAAACGGUUUGUGAUGGACAUUCACUACUUACAAGUCAGAAUUCAGAGUACUGGUUUUAUGAAGAGUUUUCUUUUAACCAGCAACAUACAAGGUCUUUGUUCUUUUGUUUUUAUUUUUUUCAU
Messenger RNA from Bombina bombina (fire-bellied toad), 1439 nucleotides. RefSeq names its product hypoxia-inducible factor 1-alpha inhibitor-like. Gene Ontology annotation, biological process: peptidyl-aspartic acid hydroxylation; negative regulation of Notch signaling pathway. The transcript is spliced from 2 exons. The record is from RefSeq and is a predicted model, not a curated record. Lineage: Eukaryota; Metazoa; Chordata; Amphibia; Anura; Bombinatoridae. Gene Ontology annotation, molecular function: ankyrin repeat binding; peptidyl-histidine dioxygenase activity; [protein]-asparagine 3-dioxygenase activity. Gene Ontology annotation, cellular component: nucleus; cytoplasm.